AUGGGGCCGGGGCGCGGGGCGGGCCGGGGGGCUCUGGGGGCCCUGGCUCUGCUUUGGGCGGCCGCGGUGCUGGGGCAAUGGGGCAGAGGCAGCAGCGUGGUCCGCCGCCGCCUCCACGCCGGGUUCCCGCAGCGGCGGCUGAGCGGCGGCGAGCGGCGGGACGUGCAGCGGGAGAUCCUGACGGUGCUGGGGCUGCCCGGCCGGCCCCGGCCCCGGCCCCGCACCCGCGCCCCCGCCGCCGCCGCCCCGCUCUUCAUGCUCGACCUUUACCACGCCGUGGCCGGCGAGGAGGAGGAGGAGGAGGAGGAGGCGGCGGCGGUGUCGCGCCCGGUGCUCACCGGGCUCAGCACCCAGAGCCCACCGCCCGGCAGCGUCGUCAGUCGCGCCGACACCGUCGUCAGCCUCGUCAACGUGGUCGAGCAGGACCGGGACAUCUUCUCACCAAAGCCCUACUGGAAGGAGUUCAGGUUCGACCUGACUCAGGUGCCCACGGGCGAGUCGGUGACGGCCGCCGAGUUUCGCAUCUACAAGGCGCGAGGUGUCACCCGCAACGCCAACAACACCCUGCACGUCAGCGUGUACGAGAUCGCUGCCCAGCACGCCAACAGGGAAUCUGACCUGUUCCUGCUGGAUGUGCAGGACCUGCGUGCUGGGACCGAGGGCUGGCUGGUGUUUGACAUCACAGCCGCCAGCAACCACUGGUUAGUGGAUGGGAAAUACAACCUGGGGCUGCGGCUCUACGUGGAGACGGACGAUGGGCACAGCGUGGACCCGGGCUCUGCCGGGCUGCUGGGGCGCCGGGGGCCCCGCUCCAAGCAGCCCUUCAUGGUGACGUUCUUCGGCGCCGGCGCCGCGCGCGUCCCGCGGGCAGCCAGAGCCCCGCGCCGGCGGCAGCACAGGAGGAACAACAACGACCUCCCGCAGCCCAACAAGCUGCCAGGGAUCUUUGACGACGUCCACGCAGCGGCCGGGCGGCAGAUCUGCCGGCGCCACGAGCUCUACGUCAGCUUCCAGGACCUGGGCUGGCUGGACUGGGUGAUCGCCCCGCAGGGUUACUCAGCCUAUUACUGUGAGGGGGAAUGUGCCUUCCCCCUGGACUCCUGCAUGAACGCCACCAACCACGCCAUCCUGCAGUCCCUGGUGCACCUGAUGAAGCCUGAGGCCGUGCCCAAGGCCUGCUGUGCCCCCACCAAGCUCAGUGCCACCUCUGUCCUGUACUAUGACAGCAACAACAACGUCAUCCUCAAGAAGCACCGCAACAUGGUGGUGAAAUCCUGCGGCUGCCACUGA
Molecule: messenger RNA, 1290 nt
Organism: Colius striatus (speckled mousebird)
Lineage: Eukaryota; Metazoa; Chordata; Aves; Coliiformes; Coliidae
Product: bone morphogenetic protein 8B-like
Exons: 7
Coding region: 1-1290 (429 amino acids)
Biological process (GO): SMAD protein signal transduction
Cellular component (GO): extracellular region
Molecular function (GO): cytokine activity; growth factor activity
Source: RefSeq, a predicted model, not a curated record